Molecule: messenger RNA, 1173 nt
Organism: Podospora anserina S mat+
Lineage: Eukaryota; Fungi; Ascomycota; Sordariomycetes; Sordariales; Podosporaceae
Exons: 1
Coding region: 1-1173 (390 amino acids)
Source: RefSeq, a predicted model, not a curated record
AUGCGGCCCCUCCGUCCCGGCUUAUCUAUCCGACCUCCCGCACAUCAGCCUCACUCGGCGUAUGUCACAGACGGUAGUGAAGAAGAUUCUGUCUACUAUAGCGAGGACGAGGACGACCAUCACGGGAGCCACUCCAUGGUAUAUGAGAGAGAACCAGCACCAUACGGGCCUGGCCUUCCAAAUACCCCAUUACGUUCACCCAGUACAGAAUACACAGCUUCAACCAUCCCGCCGUCUCCCACUUAUCGCCUCCCACCGGCGGGGACACCCUUGUCCAGUCCAGGCUUUAUGAGUGGAUUCCCACCACGACCUCACCCAGGAUACCGGCCGGGGCCGCCGCCACCUCCUCCUCCCCCGGCAGGUUAUGGGAGACCACACAUCCCAUAUCAGCAACCACAACCGUACCCGAUUGCUUCUAUGUGGGGAACAUGGACUCUUCCUCCAGCCUAUCCUCCUACACCCAACACCCCCUUCAACGAACCAAGAAGGCCUGUUCCCCAUGCCCCAAACCUACCCAAUAAUCGUUGGAUGCCACAUCCCGAUGAAGACCCCAUCCCACACCGCCCUCACCGAAACCGGUCUCCCGGGCCUACACUACAGUUUCGACGCUCCCGGAGCAACAUGCGAAAGCGCAGUUCGUCCGAGACCCGAAAGCCCCGUCCGCUAGACCCCCAAAUAGCAGCGGCGUUAAAGGGGAAGGAGCAUGAGAACAUGGUCCUUCGAGAAGAACUCAAGAGGGCAAAGACGAAAGAGGCCAAGAGGGAGGCCAAGGAAAAGGAGGCCGAGUUCCAAAGGUUAAAAGGUCUCGAGGAGGAGCUGAGAAGGUAUAAAUUGUUCGAACAAAAGAACCAGAUGAAGCAGGAAAUAAAGAACGAGAUAUAUGCAGAGUUUCACCAGGGGAUAUCGACAUCACCUACGACGUUGGCUGGUCAGCUGGGGCCUAGCUCUGGGUUCUCGUCGGAGGCGACACCGUCGUCUAAUGCUUGGACGCAGGGGGGGUUGAUUAUUGGGCGACAGCCUGCUCCAAGGGCCAUUGCAGGGGGGGUGUCUUUGGGUGAUUACUUGUUUGAUCGGUAUGGGAAUCCACAGCUGGAGGUGUACGCGAGGCCAUUGGAGACACAAGAUGUUGGUGUGAGGGGACGGCAACCAGGUCCCCACGUGCGGUUUCCAUGA